This is a messenger RNA of Macrosiphum euphorbiae (potato aphid), 987 nucleotides long. NCBI's taxonomy places the organism in Eukaryota, Metazoa, Arthropoda, Insecta, Hemiptera, Aphididae. The record is from the annotation of a GenBank genome assembly.
AUGGACAACAAAGUGAACGACUUUGUCAACAAAAUGGGAGCGGCUAAAGGUCUGGGUUUGGGCAUGAAACUUGUCGCCGGUGUUGGACUCGUUGGCUACGGUUUGGCCAAUUCCAUGUUCACAGUUGAGGGUGGUCAUCGUGCCAUUAUGUUCAAUCGUAUUGGAGGUAUACAAAGAGAAGUCUACCCCGAAGGAUUACAUUUUCGUCUCCCAUGGUUCCAAUACCCAGUCAUCUUUGACAUUAGGUCAAGACCAAGAAAAAUCUCUUCACCUACAGGUUCCAAGGACUUACAAAUGGUGAACAUUUCACUUCGUGUAUUAUCCCGACCAGACGCCAUCAAGUUACCAGAUAUGUACCAACAUUUAGGUAUUGAUUAUGAUGAAAAAGUUCUUCCUUCAAUUUGUAAUGAAGUUUUAAAAUCAGUGGUUGCCAAGUACAAUGCAUCACAACUUAUUACACAAAGACAACAGGUGUCACUGCUCAUUAGGAAACAACUUGUUGAUCGGGCUCGUGAUUUCAAUAUAAUUUUAGAUGAUGUUUCUAUUACUGAACUGAGUUUUGGUAAAGAGUAUACUGCAGCUGUUGAGGCAAAACAAGUAGCACAUCAAGAAGCUCAGCGUGCCGUGUUCUUUGUUGAAAGAGCCAAGCAAGAGCGUCAACAAAAGAUUUUACAAGCCGAGGGAGAAGCAGAAGCAGCAAAAAUGUUAGGAGAAGCUGUUGGCAGAAAUCCUGGUUACUUGAAACUUCGUAAGAUCAGAGCAGCACAAAAUAUUUCCAGAACGAUUGCCACUUCACAAAACAAAGUUUUCCUCAGUGGAAAUGGUCUUAUGUUGAAUAUAAGCGAUCCCUCAUUUGAUGAACAAAGCGACAAAUUGAAAAGCGGACCAUAUAGCAUAGUAUCAAAUUAUGAGACAAAAAUUAGAGUUCAAUCCAAUGAAACUGUUGGCAGUAUUGCAAACAAAACUGUAACCAACUUCUUAAAUUAA